AUGACGCCCGAACGACGGGGUAUGGACGCCUUGGACAUUCCUUGGCUUGCCGGUUAUAUCCGCAGUGAUCGCUACCGGCGUCUGCAGCGUUCACCAGACUGCAUCAAGUGGAGGAACAUGUUGAUUGCCUGCUGCGGGACCUAUUUGCUGGUCUGCAUUCUGCUGACUACAGCGCUGUAUGCCGCGCGGCGCGCGAUCACCGUGCUGUUAUUCAAUGCCAUGCAGGGCGUUCUGGUUCUCGCAGGUGCGGGCGUGUGUGCCGUGCGAGUGUACUUUAUUGGCAUGAUGGCAGUGCUAGGAUGCUACUCAGCAGUGAGCGGGAUCAUCCUCCUGUACGCGCUGUUGAUCGCUGCGGUGCAGGGUGAUGGCGCGUUUUUUUUGCUGCAUGGCAGCAUGAUCGCAGCUAUGGAUGGCCCGCUGCUUGGGGUGUGGGUGAAAACCUGCUUCGUUUUUUACAAGCAAUGGCACCUGGCAGAGGGCCCGGCGAGCCUCGCCAGCAUGCGGAUGAAUCCGUAUAACAUGGCAGCACCUGCUGCCACUAUCAUAAUACAGCAGGAGCAACAGGGUGGUUUUGGAGGUGGGGUCCCGUUUCAUGGCGGGCCGGCGGUCGUGAUGACAGCUACACGCACAGGCGAGGGAAUAGCGCCUGGAGCUUAUCAUAACAACGUGGGCACAUCAAGCACAAACAGUGCAACUAGCCUGCAGCAAGUUCGAGUGCUUCCAGGAGGUGAGCCACCGCGCCUUUCGACCAAAGAACGGGUUGCGAUCGGUUCCGAUGGAAGCAUAAUAGGGAUGCCGGCGGGACAAAGGAGUGAGUCAUCAAUAAUCACCGUCGUGGAGAUGAUGAUGGGAGCCGGCAGCAGUGCGGACAUCGUAACAGGAGCAAGUGGAGGACCACAUCAAAGACCACCUCCCGCAGCAGUUGCGACAGCCGCACAGACGACGAACUUACCUGGAAGUCCACUAGCAGCAAGCGUCGUACGCGGAGUUGACGACAUCCUUUGUCCAAUAUGCUUGACGAAUCGACGGAAUGUGGCCAUCGUUCCUUGUGGCCACUUGCUAUGCACUACUUGUGCGCCUAAGAUGAUGGCGCCUGGAGGACGUGCGUCAGGUGUCGAAUGCCCCGUAUGCCGCACACGAGUUCAAGCUUUUCAAAAGCUUUUCCUGUGAUUGGAGAGGUGUAGUUGUUGGAGAGGUGUAGGUGUCAGUGCACUUCUACUUUGAGGAAGUUCAAAUUCAAUAAUACAUUGUUCUUCUGUUUUGACAAGUAGUAGUUGCUGAAGGAUUCGACAAGAUGAUCCACGCAUGUACAGUUGCAUAGCAUAGAAGUAUAGACUCCGUACCUCGCAUCUUUGAGAAUACAUUCAUAGACUAAAAGUAAAGCCGCCUGUAUCUAUGUAGUAUUUGUUGCAUGGAUUUGUGAAUAAGAAUGAUAAUGUGCGGAUGGCCUGCUGUUUUGCAUCUCAAUACGCGUGAACAGGAGAAUUUCAUGCAUUUUCUAAUGUUGACUAUAGCACGUGUACACUACGCUUGGCGCGGUGCAACUUUGGAGGCAGAGAGGCAUGCUGAAG
Molecule: messenger RNA, 1571 nt
Organism: Amoebophrya sp. A25
Lineage: Eukaryota; Dinophyceae; Syndiniales; Amoebophryaceae
Source: the annotation of a GenBank genome assembly